UCUCUUUAUCUCUCCCUCUCUGCUGUUUUCGUUAGUUAGUCUGAUCAAAGACGAGGGAAGUUCACAUUUCGCCUACAGAUCGCCAUGGGAGCACAGGGCUCAUCGCAGCGGGACGGGAAGAUCCAGGAGGAUGCGGCAGCUUCAGCUUCAGCCUCCGGCGGGGAGCUGAGCGCAGAGGUGAAGCUGAUCCAGGAGGGAAAGCCUCUGGAGAAAAAUGGGCAAAUCUCCAGUUUGACCAGUCUGAAUGGACACUCAGAGGACAACACACUAGCUGAAGUUGGCCAGCCAGAUGGUGUGUCCCUGGCUCAGAAGGAAGAGGCUCCAGAAAGUACAGAAACCGCACCAGUCGAAGGGGCUCCUCACAUAAACUGCGAAAAGAUGGAUAAAGAGUCACCCACUGAGAAUGAUAUUUCCGCCAUUGAAGAGAAGGAAGCCCAGGAAAAGACAGAUGAUGCUGAGGAGGUCGGCUUUAAGAAGAUUUUCACCAUUGUGGGUUUGAAAUUCACAGUCAAGAAGGACAAAAGUGACGAGACAGACCCUGUGACGCUGCUGACGGUUAAAGAUAAAGAGGGAGAAGAGGUCAGCUCUACCGAAGAGCCUACACAAGAUGGGAAGGCAGCAGAAGAGAAAACUCCAGCUGAAGAAAACCAGACCGAAGCAUCUUCCGCCGAGGGAGAUAAAACUAAAGAGGAAUCCGCUGAUGGUCAGUCUGAAGGCGAUGCUACAGAUGCUGUUAACGAAGAAGUCAAGGUGGAACAAGCUGAGAAAGAAGCAGAGACCACACCUCCACCCAAGGAGACUGGUAUGUCCCCUUUCAGAAAGCUUUUCUUCGUGGGACUCUUCUCAAACCUGAGGAAGAAAUCCAGUAUCAAGAAGACGAAAGAAGAGGAAGAAAAGGAGGCUGCUGAAAAAAAUGAAUCAGCUAAAACCGAAGAAUCCACUGCGGAGGAUAAGGAGGUGAAAGAUGUGUCAGAGGAGGCCGCAAAGGAGGAGAAUGUUGUGUCUGAGGAGGAAACCAAAGAGGAGAAUGUUGUAACAGAGCAGGAAACUAAAGAGGAGAAACCAGAGAUUCAAGUGGAGGAAAAAUCUGAGCCUGAGUCCCGAGAAGAAGCAACAAGCACACAAGAGGAGGCAAAAUCAGAUGCUACUGCAGAGGUUAAAUCUCCUACUGACACAACUACUGAUGUGAGCAAAGAAGAAGACCAACAGGCUGAAUCAAGUGUUGAAGAGAAGGUUUCAGCGGAGGCAAGUACUGAGACUGAGCUACAGUCAUCUCAGGAGAAGUCAAAGCCCCAUGGCAGCCCCCUAAAGAAGCUUUUUACUGGAGCUGGCUUGAAGAAACUCUCAACUAAGAGGCAAAAGAGCAAGAAAGAGUCUGAGUCAAAACUCACUGAUUCUGGGGAGCAGCCUGUGGAUCAUCCUCCAUCAUCUGCCGAGUCUGAGGAGGCUGCUAAAGUUGACAGCGGUCCCUCAUCUCCCGAGGCAUCAGGAGAGCAUGCUGUUGCUGGAGAGACAAAUCAGCUUGAGUCUAGUCAAGAAGCUGAAGGGGAGUUGUCUUCUGAUGGUGAGAAGAAAAAGGAUAGUGUUAUCUCCUCCUUUAGAAAACUAGUAACACCCAAAAAGUAUGCUAAAAGGUCUUCUGAUAGUGAAGAUGAAGGCACAAAUGACAAAAUAACUAAGUCUGCCACAUUGUCCUCAUCUGAGAGUGCCCCACUGGCAGAAAAGAGCAUCGACGAGGAAAAGAAGAAGGAAGACAAGACCUCUGAGGAAGAGCCAAAAACGGAAAACACAGAGAAAUUGACGAGUAGCACUGAGGAGACAAAAAAGAAAAUGGACACCUCUCACUCCUGGGAAGCACUGAUGUGUAUGGGUGGACCCAAAAAAAGAACGAGAAAGACUUCUGACUCAGAUGAUGAGGAAACCAAAGCUGAAGAGGAGACCAUAGGAGCAGAAACAGCAGAAGAAGAAGGAAAAGAAGAGGAGAAAAAAGAGGAAGACGCUCCUACUGCCCAGAAUCCUGAAAAUGAAGAAGUAGCUCCUGCACCUGAGCCAGUCAGUGCCCCUCCUGUGAGAGAGUCCCCUUGGGGCACCCUGAAACGCUUGGUUAUGUCAAAAAACAAGCCCAAGAGUGAGGAGAAACCAGAUGGGGCUGCUGACCAAGAGACUGAAACACCAAAAGAAGAGUCCUCUUUCUCCUUAAGAAAGUUCUUUGCUGGACGCAAGAAGAAGGUAAUAGAAAAAGAGGUGUCUGCAGAGCAGGGCUCAGGUGAAGAGGACUCUGAAACCCCAGCUGUUGUUCCUCUUUCGGAGUUUGACGAACAAGUUGAAACAACACAGGAGACACAGGAAGAGGCAGCUACAGCCCAGAGUAAAGUGUCAGCUGAGGACCGAUCGCCAUCAUGGAUUCCAGCUAGCAUCGAAGAUGCAGAGGGUCAUCAUGAUCAGCUAAGUGAUAUUCCAGAGGAGGCCGAAAAUGCAGCUACACCCAAAUCUGUUGAUACUGACAUUACAGAGGAUGAAAUCGAAGACCAGGUUAUUCCUCCUAAAGGUCAGACAGGACGCAGACUGUCCACUGCUGAGGUGAAGCCCAUUACUCCUGCUCCAGCUGCAGCAACCUCUCCUGUUCCCCAGGGACCCAGGCAUCAGAGUGCAGAAGAGGUCAUCAGUGCUAUUGAGGUUCAAAUCACUGAAAUCCCUUCCCUGACAUCUGUGACUCUAGAAGAUGUUCCACUGGAAAACGCUUCUGCAGAAAUUGAGUGUCAUCCAGAAACAGAAAGCGUCAAGCCCAUUGUCAACACUAUCCUGGAGCCUCAUGCACAAGGUGAGGCAGUGGCUCUCUGCACCGGUCUAGUAACCAAGGAAAUUGCUGAGGUUGCUGUUGAGCAGACUGUGGGGGCCACUGUAGAAGCCUUGGGCCUUUUUGUUGAUCCUGCUAACAUUGAGAUAGCCGUGGAGGAGAAGCCAUUAGAACCACAAGAAGCUGUUGUGUCAGAGGAUCCACUGAUCCAGGCUCAUGUUAACAAAGUACAAACUCUGGACCUUGAGCCCGUUGCUGACAAAUUAUGUGAGGUUGCAGAAAUAGAAGUUGCCAAUCGGAGCUAUGAACCUGAGAUUGAGAAAGUUGGAGCUGUCAGCACUGAGAACUCAGAGGUCAUUCAGCCCGCAACGCAAACUAAGAACUCCCCUAAAACUGUUGCCGUCAAUGCCAUAGAGCCAGUUCCUGAAAUCGCUGUGUGCAUCCAGAGUGUAGAAGUCUCUGAGGUCACUAUAGAGUCCAAGGAGGGUGCAGUGGACGUAGAACAGGUGAUUGCCACUGUGGCUGAGGAGAACACCACCAUAGAGGGGGCUGAAAUAGCUGUCCCUAACGCUGUGUCAAAUGAUGACAGAGCUGUUAUCACUGAGACAGUGGUUCUUGUCUCCGGAAAUGAGAGUAAAAAAGAUGUUAAACAAGAGAUUGAGACCCAGAGUGCGGUCAUUGCAGAGGCUGUCAUCAAAGAGGCGGUAGAUAAAGUUUUAGAAGAUACGCCUCAGCCCAAAACACCAACAGCCUCCAUCCCAACACCAGUCCAGGCAACAGCCACAACAGAGAGUGAGAUUGACGUCUCAGCUGACCAAGUUGUCAUCACCGACACCCCUGUUCCUGAGAUCUGUGAGAGGCCACUGCAAAAACCAACCCAGCCCUUAUGUGUUGCCAUGGAGAUCAUUGAGUCCGUCCCAAUAGAGGUGACAAAAACCAUUGAAGAGGACUACAACGAGGAAGAGAAACCCAAAAACGAUUUAAAGAGUGCUGUGGAGGUACAAGUAAGUGAAGAUGUUGUCAUUGAGGAAGAAGUAACAGAAAUCAAAGAGGAAGAUACUGAGGAGAAAAAAAGCAAAAAUGAUCAGGAUGGAGAGGUGAAUGGACCCUCUGAGGUGGAAAACAAGAAGGAGGUUAAGAUCCUCAUGCCAACACAGGUGGUCCUGCAGUCGGCUCAAGAGGUAGAAGAGCAGCCCAUGAAUGUAGAAACGGUGGUAAUGCUUGACGGUGACAGUUCAAACACCAGCGCAACAGCUGAGAAUCCAUCAAGACAAAACAAACUCCCACAACUGACGGAAGAACCCCAGGAGUUCAAUGAAGCUGCUGCUGCCAGUCAACCAGCGGACACAGACGAAAGCCAACUGGAGCAAAAAGCAUCAGGAAAGUGUGCAGAGGUGAUGGCGCAAGUGAUCGAGGUGAUUGAGGAAGCUGUGAAGGAGAUCGAGCCGGUGUCCACAGAGAUCACAGCUGCAUCAUGAGCAGCUGAGAAUGCAGCACCGUUACCUGGGAGACACACCAGUCAGUACCAGGAAGUGUGAGAGAAAGAUAAAAUGACGAAGGAUGUUCUGUGGUGACACACACUGACCUGAACGCCGUCCAUUCUGCCCAGAGAGACUGAGAAACAGCUCCUCCACUUUUUCCUGCCACCUGUCCUCCGACUCGCCCCCAGCAGCCCUGUCACAGCGCCGUGACAGCCCACCUUAGUGCAUGUCCCCAUCCCCCAGAAGCAUCCUGUUUGGCUUGUUAUCACACCUGUGUUCCUUCAAUGACUUUCCAUUGCCCUUGCCUGGUAGAGUGGAAGUGUGUGCAUUUUUGUACGCAGGAGUGUGUGAAUCUUUAUGUGUAUAGUGGCAAGACUGAGGUAGUGUGAGAAGUUGAAAAGAUGGGUAAUUACUAUCAUGUAUAUUGUAUUUAUAUCUUGAUUAUUCAUUCAGUCACACCAUACAUCUUUUUAUUUUACUUAUUUUGUUUUGUUUAUUAUAAGGAGACCACAAUCUGCUGUCAUGCAGCAGGUUUUACGUUUUAAACUGGACUCAGACACAUUUUCUUAUAAAUUGCGUUUGGACUCAUUAAGAUUAUAUACGUUCAAAAAGGUUUCAUAUAAAGACAAUUAUUUUAGGGAUUUUUAGGUAACUCGGUCAUGGUACAUGUGUAAUUCCACAGGUGGAGCAGAGAUUGCAAUAAUAACUGGCAGAAAUGCAUCACACUCUUGAAUUGCUGACAAUGUGUGCUUCACUCUGCAUCCCGACUUAAUAUUUCAUGAGAUUCAUGUAGAUAAGAAAAAUUCACUGCCUGAUAUACUGUGAAAAGACAUUGUCACACAUUGAUAUAUGUAAAAAUAAAAUACUAUGACAACACUUUAAGCUACUUAUGUUGCAGAAGUAUUUGCUGUGUUACAAAAAAUAUACAAGCCAGUAUUUAACACUGGGUAGACCAUUUAAAAAAAAAAAACACCAAACAUGUUUAUGGUCUCUAAUCUUCACUCAUUGACAGUUUUUUUCCACUUUCUCUUCAUCUCUGCUUUCGCUAAUAAGAGAACCACACAAAUAUACAUCCUUUAAUUCUAAGUUUGCUAGCCUCAGGUU
Molecule: messenger RNA, 5382 nt
Organism: Cyprinodon variegatus (sheepshead minnow)
Lineage: Eukaryota; Metazoa; Chordata; Actinopteri; Cyprinodontiformes; Cyprinodontidae
Gene: akap12b
Product: A-kinase anchoring protein 12
Exons: 4
Coding region: 85-4275 (1396 amino acids)
Biological process (GO): regulation of protein kinase C signaling; signal transduction
Cellular component (GO): cytoplasm
Molecular function (GO): protein kinase A binding; calmodulin binding
Source: RefSeq, a predicted model, not a curated record